GCUUCAACUUCAAAUCGAGAUAUCAGGUCUCAGUGUCAAAGUGUAUAGGUUAUAUAAUACUGCUCGAUAACCGUAGUAAAAUACUUUUGUUGGUUUAUUAAAGUUGUACGUCGAUUUACUUUAACAGCCAUGUCUGGAAGGCAGAUGAGAUAUCCAUACACACUCAGUGCAAAGAUCGCACGAUUUCCCUUUGAACAUUACUAUUUUAAAGCCAAACGUGGGUGGGUGCUGAAAUACUGGACGAUAAGCGCAAUUCUUUGCUUGCCCCUUUGGUACUCUAUCCAGAAACUCACCUACCACCCGGAGAAUGUUAAGAAAUGGGACGAAGUUGAUAGAAAACAAUUCUCCGGAGAGAUGCAGCAUCAUUGAAACAAAUCUGAAUAAAGUAUUGUAGUGCGAUGUGAAAAACGGAAAUAUAUGUAUGAAAGACCCGAAUAUUGUAUUUGGGAACUAUCAUUAAUGUAUCUUUUA
Messenger RNA from Ceratina calcarata, 471 nucleotides. It is a transcript of the gene roh, whose product is annotated as reduction of Rh1. The coding region runs from base 130 to 369 and encodes 79 amino acids. The record is from RefSeq and is a predicted model, not a curated record. The transcript is spliced from 3 exons. Lineage: Eukaryota; Metazoa; Arthropoda; Insecta; Hymenoptera; Apidae.